Molecule: messenger RNA, 1575 nt
Organism: Jaminaea rosea
Lineage: Eukaryota; Fungi; Basidiomycota; Exobasidiomycetes; Microstromatales
Product: glycoside hydrolase/deacetylase
Exons: 4
Coding region: 1-1575 (524 amino acids)
Biological process (GO): carbohydrate metabolic process
Cellular component (GO): membrane
Molecular function (GO): chitin deacetylase activity
Source: RefSeq, a predicted model, not a curated record
AUGGUUCAGCGCGCUACCCGCACUCCUGGCGCCGCUCGCCACCACAAGGCUCACCGUGCUAUCAUUGAAGCCCGCGAGGAGGAGCAGGCUCGCCGCGAGGCCGAGGAGAAGGAUGCUGACGUCGACGAGGAGGAUGACGGUGUCGUCUACGAGGGUGAGGAGGACCACUGCGGUGAGAUGUGCCAGAAGCGCAAUGCUUCCCUCGACGAGGCAAAGGACGAGGAUGACGAGCUCAGCAAGCCCGGUGUCGUCGAGGUCAUGGACGACGGCGAGGAUGACGAAUCACAUUCGUCGUCGGCUACGGCCGCUUCGAGGGCUCAAAAGUCACCUGCCGUUGAUGCAGCGGCUGCUGGCACGUCGGUUGCUUCCUCUGGUGGCACUCUCGACCCUAGCGUCUCAGCAGAGAUUGCUACGAUUACUAGCGGUGUCCCUACUACGACCCCCACUUACGCCCUUGGGACGACCUACACCGCCGGUGCCUCAAACACUUUUGUCUCUGGAGCUCCUGCUCUGCCCGCUGCCACGGCUGCGCGUCCCGCCGACUACCCUACGCUGGACAAGGCACCCCCUACCGACUCGCAGCAGGCCCAGGAAUGGAUUCAGCAGUACUCGAGCCAGCUCUCACAAGCGCCCAACAUCCCCUUGACCGUUGACCAAGCUUCGUGCUCAGGCAACCCGACGAACCUCCAGAACGCAGCUGCCAACCACUGGUGGACAUGCGGAGGCUACACUACGAGUGAUGACGUGACCCAGUGCCCAGACGAGAACACUUGGGGUCUCUCUUACGACGACGGACCGUCCCCUUACACUCCCAAGCUUCUCGACUACAUGGAGAAGCACGGUGACCUCAAGUCGACCUUCUUCAUCGUCGGAUCGCGCGCCAUCUCUCGUCCUGACAUUCUCCAGUACGAGUACAUGAAGGGACACCAGCUUUCGGUCCACACCUGGUCGCACACCGCGCUCACCACACAGAGCAACGAGGCCAUUCUGCUUGAGCUCCUCUGGACCAUGAAGGUCAUCAAGACCAUUACCGGCGUCACGCCCAACACCAUGCGCCCUCCCUACGGAGACAUUGACGACCGCGUCCGCUACAUCUGCAAGAUGGUCGGCCUCACCCCGAUCAUCUGGACCUCGCUUUCUUCGACCUCUUCCUUCGACACCAACGACUGGAAGAUCCAGUCCGGUGUAGUCACGGCCGCUCAGUCCGUCAACACCUUCGAGUCCAUCCUGCAGCAAGCCCCCAGCCUUGGCCACGGCUACAUUGUCCUUGAGCACGACCUCUACCAGCAGUCCGUCGAACUCGCCGUGACCGUUGUGCUGGACAUGGCCCAGAACAUGAACCCCAAGCAGACGCUCGAGCCUAUUGUUACCUGCCUCAAGAAGGACAUGAACGAGGCCUACAUCGAGACCAGCACCAACAAGUCCAGCCCUGCUGCAACGGGUUCAUCGGCCUCGUCAAGGAGCGGAGGCAGCAGUGGUGCAGACGGCAUUCUUGCGGCCUUGCUCCGUAACGGCGCCGACUGCCUUGGCACGCUCCAGGGCGGUGGGACCUCCACCGCCGCCGCCGCCGCCUGA